Lactuca virosa is the source of this 1829-nucleotide messenger RNA. Lineage: Eukaryota; Viridiplantae; Streptophyta; Magnoliopsida; Asterales; Asteraceae. The record is from the annotation of a GenBank genome assembly.
UGAAAACUUAAAAGCGUGCCAAACUGUCACCUUCGUGUCCAAAUGGACGAACGUUGGAUUGGAUCUUGAAAUGAUGCUGUCGCAUCAUUCAUAACCACAAUCUCUAUUCGUACAUAAUUACAUCACGAUUCAUCAAAGCUUUCAUCAUUCUUAAUACCCACCUUUCUACCUUUUUUGAUUCUUUGUACCAAUUCACUAUGAACGCUGUCAAGGCCGGAACCAGGCCGCCGUGGGUGGGCUUCGCAGCCGCGGUUUGGAUCGGAAUUUGCGCCGGCAACUCCUACUGUUUCCCUCUGUACUCUCAUUCUCUCAAAUCCGUGCUGGGUUUCUCUCAACAACAGCUUACGAUACUUGGUGUUGCAAAUGAUUUUGGCGAGAACACAGGGAUUCUUCCUGGCAUCGCUUGUAAUUAUUUCCCUCCAUGGGCUGUGCUUCUCGUCGGUGUUUUUUCUUCUUUCUUCGGUUAUGGCGUCCUCUGGCUUGCUAUCACUCGGACUAUAGUCAAUUUGCCUUACUGGAUUUUAUGGAUAGCUCUCGUACUUGCUGCUAACAGCAGCGCAUGGUUGGGAACAGCAGUGAUCGUUACAAACUUGAGAAAUUUCCCUCUGAGUCGGGGAACAGUCGCCGGACUUCUCAAAGGUUACAUUGCUUUAAGCGCUGCGGUUUUCACAGAAGUCUGCACCAUGUUGCUAAACGGAUCAGCUUCAGCAAUCGUUCUCGUUUUCACAAUUGGGAUUCCUGUUAUAUGUUUAUCCUUGAUGUAUUAUGUUCGACCUUGUACUCCUGCUUUUGAAGCAGACCCAUCGGAAAAUGGCCACUUUCUUUUCACCCAAGGCUCAAGUCUCUUACUCGCAAUCUUUCUUUUAACCACAACGAUGCUUAAAGGCACCUUGAACAUAAGCAACACCAUCUCCUACACUUUUAUUGCGAUUAUGGUGGUUUUUUUACUCGCACCUCUUGCAAUUCCGAUCAAAAUGACUCUGUUUCCCGCUCGCAAGAAGCUAAUCCGGCCACCUGGAUCUUCCGACAGUUUGGUAUUAGGAGAGGGUGAUUCGAAAACAGAUCCAUUGUUAACACUUUCAUCUUCAGCAGCAAAUCUUACGAGCUUCAAUGAUAGCGAUGAUGUUUCAGAUGUGGAUAUGCUUCUUGCUGUUGGAGAAGGUGCAGUGAAGAUGAAGAAAAGAAGACCCAGACGAGGGGAGGACUUCUCGUUUCGUGAAGCCAUGGUGAAGGCUGAUUUUUGGCUUCUAUGGACUGCUUACUUUCUUGGCGUUGGCUCCGGAGUCACUGUUCUCAACAAUUUGGCUCAAAUUGGAGCUUCGCUUGGUGUUGAUGAUACAAAUACACUCUUGAGUCUUUUCAGCUUUUGCAAUUUCCUUGGUCGGCUUGGUGGAGGUGCUGUUUCGGAAUACUUUGUAAGGUUAAAUGCGAUCCCACGUACGUUUUGGACGAUGGCAACACAAGUGAUAAUGGUGUUAACGUAUCUUCUAUAUGCAUCGGCUUUAAAUGGAACAUUAUAUGCUGCAACCGCGUUGCUUGGAACGUGCUAUGGUGUUCAAAUUGCUAUAAUGAUCUCGACAUCUUCUGAGCUUUUUGGAUUGAAAAACUUUGGGUUAAUAUUCAACUUUAUGCAGCUAGGGAACCCUCUUGGGGCACUUCUGUUUUCUGGUAUGCUUGCUGGUUACAUUUAUGACACAGAAGAAGCUAAGCAAGGAUUAGACCGGUUUACCAAAUGCUCUAUGCUGGUGGUUCGUUUCGUUUGCCUCAAAGUUCGAGCCAUUAAUGGUGAUGAUGAUGAUGAUGAUGAUGAUGGGGUUUCAACGACUUGA